Molecule: messenger RNA, 1979 nt
Organism: Taeniopygia guttata (zebra finch)
Lineage: Eukaryota; Metazoa; Chordata; Aves; Passeriformes; Estrildidae
Gene: MDFI
Product: MyoD family inhibitor
Source: RefSeq, a predicted model, not a curated record
AUGUCCCGGCCCGGCAGCCCCCGGCCCGGCCGCCCGCAGCAGCCCCGAGCCGAGCCGGUCCCGCCGCCAGAGGCGGCUGAGCCCUCUCUCCAUGCCCCGAGGCAGAUCCCAGCGCUGCCACCGGCCGAGCCCCGGUCCCCCGCCCGCCCCGCGGUGCCGAAGAAGGAGAAAGGGCUGGAAGAUGACAAAUCCUCGGCAGCGCUGACCAAAAGCCCCCGGGCCGAGCUCUGCGGCGCUCCCGAAGCGGUGACAUGCCAGCCCCAGGUGCGGCCACCCCCCGGGCCCUGCGCCCAGCUGCUGCCCAACGGCGGUGCCAACGGGGAGGCGGGCAACGGGAGCUGCCGGGCCGCGCCCAGCGCGCAGAAACCGCCCCGAAAGCUGCAGCCCCACCACUCCAUCAACAGCCAGGGCAGCAAGAAGAGCAAGGGCAGCUCCAAGUCGCCCUCUUCCCACAUCCCCAUUGAGGCGCAGGAAGAUUGCUGCGUCCACUGCAUCCUCUCCUGCCUCUUCUGCGAGUUCCUGACCCUCUGCAACAUCGUGCUGGACUGUGCCACCUGCGGCUCCUGCACCUCCGAGGACUCCUGCAUCUGCUGCUGCUGCUGCAACUCGGGCGAGUGCGCGGACUGCGACCUGCCCUGCGACAUGGACUGCGGCAUCAUCGACGCCUGCUGCGAGUCCGCCGACUGCCUGGAGAUCUGCAUGGAGUGCUGCGGGCUCUGCUUCUCCUCCUGAGCGCCCCACCGGCCGGGGGACCCCCGUGGGACCCCCCAGGCUCUCCCGCAGCGGGUGAGGCUCCGGCCGGACCCUCGGGAUCCUCGUCCUUGGAGGGGGAUCCUGCCCGGGGAAGGGCGGGUGACCCCAGAGGGCUGCGGGGGCUCUGGCAGUGUCCCAUCAAGUGUCCCGUCCUGCUCUACCUCUGCCAGCACUGGGGACCGUGGGAGCCUCCUGCCACCUGAGCCGAGAGCAGGAGAGCCUGUCCUGACAUUGGGGACAGCUUGUCCUUCAGAGCCACCCCAGCACUGGGGACAGCUUGUCCUGCAGAGCCACCCCAGCAUUGGGGACAGCCCGUCCUGCAGAGCCACCCCAGGUCCUGACACUGGGGACAGCCCGUCCUGCAGAGCCACCCCAGGUCCUGACAUUGGGGACAGCCUGUCCUGCAGAGCCACCCCAGCAUUGGGGACAGGAACUGGCCUUGGGGACAGCCUGUCCUGCAGAGCCACCCCAGGUCCUGACAUUGGGGACACAUCCUGCAGAGCCACCUCAGCUCCUGACAUUGGGGACAGCUUGUCCUGCAGAGCCACCCCAGCACUGGGGACAGGAACUGACCCUGGGGACAGCCUGUCCUGCAGAGCCACCCCAGCACUGGGGACAGCCCGUCCUGCAGAGCCACCCCAACAUUGGGGACAGGAACUGGCCUUGGGGACAGCCUGUCCUGCAGAGCCACCCCAGCACUGGUGACAGCUCAUCAUGGAGAGCCACCCUGGGUCCUGGCCUUGGGGACAGAUCCUGCAGAGCCACCCCGAGUCUACGGGGGGUGGCACGGAGCAGGGACAUCACCAGGGCUGAGUGCCCCGGGGCACCGGGAGGUGCUGGACCCCCGGCCCGGCUGCGGGGUCCCUCCCGAGCUGGGGGGCACUGCCAGGCCCCCUGCCCUCGGUGCCAAGUGCAAUUCCCACAGCCCGACCCCCUCCUGGAAGAAGCUUUUCCUGCAGCUGUGCCGAGCUGUCCCAAGCUCCGUGUGUCCCCUGCGUGUCCCCCGCGUGUCCCCCGCGUGUCCCAGGGCACGGCGGCUCGGUUGGUGCCAAAUGACCCCCAGCAGCUGCUGGCCCCGUGCCACCAUCCUGGGGACAGGGGUGGUGGCUGGGUAGGGGUGGCAGACGCCCUGCUGACGGGCUGGGGAGACGGGGAGGGAAGUGUCACGGUAUUUUAUAUUUUUUUGUUCCUUUUUACUGUAAAUAAAGGUCUUUCUUCGUUUCUGA